AAGUGACUUCCUCGCGCCUUGCGAUUUUUAGCUGUGAGUUCUGGUGGCUGGUGGCGGAAGAGGUUGUAGGCGGUCCAUGCCGGAGAGUCGCUAUGGAGGCGGAGGAUUCGGAUGUCGUAUCGCUGCCUCGUGGUCGCUUUCGCUGCUGUCUCUGCGACAUUACUACAGCCAACCGACCCAGCCUCGAUGCCCACUUGAAAGGCCGGAAGCACCGGGAUCUAGUACAAUUACGAGCUACCAGAAAGGCCCAGGGGCUUCGAAGCGUCUUUGUCAGUGGCUUUCCCAGGGAUGUGGGUUCUGCUCAGCUCUCUGAGUAUUUCCAGACAUUUGGCCCUGUGGCCAAUGUUGUCAUGGACAAGGACAAGGGGGUGUUUGCCAUCGUGGAGAUGGGCGAUAUAAGUGCUCGGGAGGCUGUCUUAUCACAGCCCAAGCACAGGCUGGGGGAACAUGGACUGCGGGUCCGGCCCAGGGAGCAGAAGGCGUUCCAGAGCCCAGCCUCCAAGUCUCCCAAAGGAGUGGACUCAAAUAACCACCAGCUGGCCCAAGCCCUGGCCAAAGCCACAGGCGUGGAGGCACAGAUGGCAAAGCUGGUAGAGCUGAGGGAGCUGUCUGAGGCCGAGCGGCAGCUUCGGAAACUUGUCGUGGCCCUGAUGCAGGAGGUCUUCACAGAGUUCUUCCCUGGCUGUGUGGUCCAUCCUUUUGGCUCUUCUAUAAACAGCUUUGAUGUUCAUGGCUGUGAUCUGGACCUCUUCUUGGAUCUGGAUGAUACAGAAGAGACCCAGCCAGCCCCACAGGCCCCAGAGAUUCCAGAGGCUCCAUCUGUGGACUCAGCACUUGCUUUUUCCCUGGAUCCUCAAGCGCUGGCCUGUACCCCAGCCUCUCCUCUAGACUCACCGUCUCCAACUUCUCUCCACGAUUCUGAGGCCCUGGAUCUUGAAACCACGUCUUCUCUGGCACCACAGACCCCAGAUUCCGCUUUGGGCUCUGACACUGUCACUUCUCCCCAGUCCCUGCCUCCGGUUUCACCGCUGCAAGAGGACAGGGGAGAGGGGAAACUGGGCAAAGCUUCAAAGGACGAGAAGGAGGAGGCGGCGGCAGUGCUAGAGCUCGUGGGCUCUAUCCUGCGGGGCUGUGUCCCUGGAGUGUACAGAGUCCAAACUGUGCCUUCCGCCCGGCGCCCGGUCGUCAAGUUUUGUCAUCGGCCUUCAGGUCUUCAUGGGGACAUCUCCCUCAGUAACCGGCUGGCUUUGUAUAACUCCCGUUUCCUGAAUCUCUGCUCUGAGAUGGAUGGCCGAGUCCGGCCCCUGGUGUACACCCUACGCUGCUGGGCUCAACAUAAUGGGCUGUCAGGGGGCGGCCCCCUUCUCAAUAACUACGCCUUGACGUUGCUAGUGAUCUACUUCCUUCAGACCAGAGACCCUCCAGUGCUUCCUCCUGUGGCCGAGCUCACCCAGAGAUCAGGUGAAGGGGAGCAGGUAGAAGUUGAUGGCUGGGACUGUAGUUUCCCCAAGGAUGCCUCCCGACUGGAGCCCAGCACCAACGUAGAGCCUCUCAGUUCUCUGCUGGCUCAGUUCUUCUCCUGUGUUUCCUGCUGGGAUCUUUCGGGCUCCCUGCUGUCCCUGAGGGAAGGUCGGGCAUUGCUGGUGGCAGGGGGCCUGCCUUCUGAUCUUUGGGAGGGGCUGCGCCUUGGCCCUAUGAAUCUCCAGGAUCCCUUUGACCUGAGUCACAAUGUUGCAGCUAAUGUAACCAGUCGGGUGGCUAGACGUCUGCAGAACUGUUGUGGUGCAGCAGCUAGUUACUGCCGCAGCCUCCAGUACCAGCAACGCUCCUCCCGGGGCCGGGACUGGGGAUUACUCCCACUUCUGCAGCCCAGCUCCCCUAGCUCCCUGCUGUCUGCCAAGCUCAUCCCCUUACCGCCUGCCCCCCUUCCUCAGAUCAUUAUGGCUCUGGUGCGUAUAUUAAAGGAAGCGCUUGGAUGCCAUAUAGAACAGGGAACCAAGAGACCACGGUCAGAAGGUCCCAGAACCAAAGCCUCUUCCCUGGGAGGGACAAACAAAAGGCAGAGACUAGAUGGGCAAGAACAGAGCUGUGAGGAGGGUAAUGAGGAGUCAGGGGGAUGUGCCGGGGACCACAGUGAAAACGGAGUAGAAGAAAUGGUAAUGGAGUUGCAAGAGACACCUCAGGACAGGGCGUCGUUGAGCUCUGGACCAUCAGGUGAGUUGCCCCUGAUGACUUCGAAGUGUCUAGACAAGCUGGCUGAGCAGAAGCCCGUGGAACCUGAAGUAGCUGGAGAAGAGUCUGCGGGUGAGACAGGGAAGGAAGCCUCACACCUGUCACCAGUGAGCUGGCGCUGCGCUUUGUGGCACCAAGUGUGGCAGGGGAGGCGGCGUGCCCGGAGACGGCUACAGCAGCAAACCAAAGAAGGCGGAGGAGGCGCCAGCACUGGCACAGAGUGGCUGGCAACGGAGGCUCGUGUGACCCAGGAACUGCUGAAAGGACGGGACAGUGAACCGCAGAGGCCGCAGGGGGAGCCUCUCCUCACCUUUGUGGCAUCUGUCUCCCAAGCUGACCAGGCACUCACUGUGGUACCAGUCCAAGAUGCCCAAGGCCUGUUCCCCGGACUUCAUCAUUUCCUACAGGUUUUUCUCCCUCAAGCACUUAGAAAUCUCCUUAAGUGAGGAGCCAGACCUCAAAGACAAAUAAAGCUGCUAGUUUAUUUAAUACA
Mesocricetus auratus (golden hamster) is the source of this 2725-nucleotide messenger RNA. It is a transcript of the gene Tut1, whose product is annotated as terminal uridylyl transferase 1, U6 snRNA-specific. The record is from RefSeq and is a predicted model, not a curated record. Gene Ontology annotation, molecular function: zinc ion binding; RNA binding; poly(A) RNA polymerase activity. Gene Ontology annotation, cellular component: mitochondrion. The transcript has 9 exons. NCBI's taxonomy places the organism in Eukaryota, Metazoa, Chordata, Mammalia, Rodentia, Cricetidae. Bases 93 to 2678 code for a protein of 861 amino acids.